CCCCUGUCCCCUCCCCCACAGUCCUUCCUCUACCUGGUCUGGUACAUGGUCAUGUCCCUGCUCGGCCACUACAACAACUUCUUCUUCGCCGCCCACCUGCUGGACAUCGCCAUGGGCGUCAAGACACUGCGCACCAUCCUCUCCUCCGUCACCCACAACGGCAAGCAGCUGGCGAUGACGGUGGGGCUGUUGGCCGUGGUCGUCUACCUCUACACCGUGGUGGCCUUUAACUUCUUCCGCAAGUUCUACAACAAGAGCGAGGACGAGGACGAGCCGGACAUGAAAUGUGACGACAUGAUGACAUGCUACCUGUUCCACAUGUACGUGGGGGUGCGGGCGGGCGGGGGCAUCGGGGACGAGAUCGAGGACCCGGCCGGCGACGAGUACGAGCUUUACCGCGUGGUGUUCGACAUCACCUUCUUCUUCUUCGUCGUCGUCAUCCUGCUGGCCAUCAUCCAGGGCCUGAUCAUCGACGCC
Molecule: messenger RNA, 477 nt
Organism: Terrapene triunguis (Three-toed box turtle)
Lineage: Eukaryota; Metazoa; Chordata; Testudines; Emydidae
Product: ryanodine receptor 1-like
Exons: 4
Biological process (GO): calcium ion transport; transmembrane transport
Cellular component (GO): smooth endoplasmic reticulum; sarcoplasmic reticulum membrane; calcium channel complex
Molecular function (GO): ryanodine-sensitive calcium-release channel activity
Source: RefSeq, a predicted model, not a curated record